UCUCUAAAAUCUGAGAUGUACUACAAAGAAAACACAGUACAGAAGAAAUCUCUCUCUCUCUCUCUCUCCUCCAUGCAAAUUAAAGUUCCCAUAUAGUGAAAUCUCUGAGAAAAAAUGAGAGCAGAAUUGAGAGGGAAUAAUAAUGGGAGGAGUUGUAUUUCUGUGCACAAUUCAACGCUGUUGAACACGGCUCAUGGUUCACUAUCUGGUGCGCUAAAGGGGUGCCUUGGGAGCCUAGACGGCGGCUGCAUAGAGAAGCUUCUGGUUCACUGCGGCGGCGCCUUGGAGAGUCAUGAUGUGACUCUGGCUCAGCAGGUUAUGUGGGUUCUCAAUAACGUCGCCUCCCCUGUUGGGGACCCUAACCAGCGCCUAACUUGCUGGUUCUUGAGGGCUUUGAUUUCUAGGGUAUCUAGGGUUUGCCCCACCCCCAUGAAUUUUAAUGGAAGUAGUGCUCUCGAGAGGAGGUUGAUGUCUCUCACCGAGCUUACCAGAUAUGUGGAUCUGAUUCCAUGGCACAGGUUUGGAUUCUGUGCAGCAAAUACUGCGAUUUACAAGGCAAUUGAGAGGUACCCAAAAGUUCACAUAUUAGAUUUCAGCAUCUCCCAUUGUAUGCAAUGGCCAACUCUAAUUGAUGCCUUAUCCAAAAGGCCACAAGGCCCUCCUUCCCUUCGCAUCACAGUCCCAUCUUUCAGGCCACAAGUUCCCCCUCUACUCGACCUCCCCACACAAGAAAUUGGCCUUCGUUUAGCCAAAUUCGCCCAUUCCAAGAACAUCCCAUUUCAAUUCAAUGUCAUGGACCACAUUUCCCCAAACAAACCCAUCUCCAUUGACCCCUCUAGUUUAAAUCUCCAACAGGACGAGGCCCUGGUCAUAAAUUGCCAACAUUGGCUAAGAUAUCUAUCGAAUGAACCACACGAGAAUAAGAAUGAUAAUAAUAACUCUUGUUCUCCACGAGACGAUUUCAUUAGUGCCACCAAAUGCCUCAACCCGCAAAUCGUGGUGGUCGUCGACGAAGAUGCCGAUACGAGUUCCCCGAGUCUUACCUCGAGAAUUACGGCGUCUUUCAAUUAUUUAUGGAUACCGUUCGACGCGCUCGAAACUUUUUUGCUGAAAGAUAGCAUGCAGAGGCUCGAGUACGAGGCCGACAUUGGGCAGAGAAUCGAAAACAUCAUUGGCUUCGAAGGGUGCCAAAGAAUGGAGAGAUCGGAGAGUUGCGGAAAAGUUUCGGAGAGAAUGAGGAAUGGUGGAUACUUGAGUGCAUCAUUUUGUGAAGAGGCGACUGCGGAGGUGAAGGCAUUGUUGGCCGAGCAAGCCAACGGGUGGGGGAUGAAAAGAGAGGGAGAUGCAUUGGUGCUGACAUGGAAGGGCCACAAUUCGGUGUUUGUCACGGCUUGGAUCACCAAUAAAAGAACAAAUACUUGCCUAGAUAUCAGUCAGUAAUAAUUCUCACCGACUUUCUAACCCAACGCGUAUGUUUAUUAUAUUUAAUAGAUAAGUAGAUCCCACUAAAACUCGUGAGCCAAUAAAAAUAUACGAAAGAGCAUGAAGAAGAUGAAACGAAUGUGGUUUAAAUUGAUGGAGAAUUAGAUUUUGGUUGGGUCUACUUUUGGUUGUCCAUGUGAUCUAAAUAGGAAAUCUCUAAGAACAAGUGUGUUUUCUUUGUCUUAAA
This is a messenger RNA of Momordica charantia (bitter melon), 1669 nucleotides long. Its product is annotated as scarecrow-like protein 32. Lineage: Eukaryota; Viridiplantae; Streptophyta; Magnoliopsida; Cucurbitales; Cucurbitaceae. The record is from RefSeq and is a predicted model, not a curated record.